CUCCCUCAGAACCAGCUCCGGAUGGCUCAGGCUGGUGGGCGGAGGUUCUCCCCCCUGAGGCUGCCCUUAGGGGCCUCAGGCUCGUCCUGGAGGAGGUGCUCUUGGAGGUGCACCACCGUCGUCUUCGUCUGCGUCACUGUCUGCCUCGCUGCCGUCACCACCUUCCUUGCCGCCUCCCACGUAGGACGGUGGCACACUUCGGAAGGAUGCUUAGGAAUGGGUGGCACCGACGACAGCGCCAACUCCUCCCCCGAUUUCAAUCUUCCGCCCCCACUGCAGCCUUCCUCUCCAGGAGGUACCUCUGUCAAUAGGCCUUAUACGCACAUGCCUCCCGACGGCUCUUCCUUCAACCCGCUGAACCUCGGAGAGAAGAAGGAGUUCAACCUCGCUCCUUACGGCUACUGGAACAUCCAUUUGACCCUGAAUGACCCCACGGAUUUGAGGAUUGUUCUGAGCGUCCCAAGGGGUACCAACCUUGGCCUGUACGCCCGCCGCGGGAAGUUGCCGACACACACGCAGCACGACAUCAUGAAAAUCCUGAGGGGCAAUCGGCAGAGGGACAUCCGGGCAUCCCCCGUGAGUACGCCGGUGAGCAUGGUCGAGCUGACCGUUGAGGAGGUGCUGGAGGCAGGUGAGUGGUUCCUCUCGAUCUACAACGACGACGGCGACCCCCACCAGGUGAACUUGGUGAUCACACGAGGCCCAGGUGGAGGGGAGUGCCCGCAGAGGUGCCACGAGAGGGGGAAUUGCAUUCUCGGCAGGUGCCAGUGCGCCCCGGGAUACAGCGGGAUCGACUGCUCUCAAGUGCUAUGCCCUAUAUUGUGCUCUGGCCAUGGUGCCUAUGUGGGAGGGCAAUGCAUCUGCCACCCCGGAUUCAAGGGCAAGGAGUGCCAGCUUCGACACCACGAGUGUGAGGUGCCAGACUGCCAUGGCCAAGGGCACUGCGUGGAUGGGCGCUGCAAAUGUGCCAAGGGAUAUACCGGUGAAUUUUGUCAGACAGUGGACUGUCCGAACCCGAAGUGCUCAGGCCACGGGUGGUGUGUGAUGGGGACCUGCGUGUGCCAGAAGGGAUGGCGAGGCGACGACUGCUCCGAGAUGGACGUGGAUGCCCAGCAGUGCCUCCCCGACUGCAGUGGCCACGGGGCUUUCAGCAUCGAGGCCCAUGCUUGCGUGUGCGAUCAUCUCUGGACCGGCUCUGACUGUUCCAAGAAGGCGUGUUCGCUGGACUGCGGGCCCCACGGAAUCUGCGAGAACGACGCUUGCACCUGUGACGAGGGCUGGACAGGUGCCAAUUGCUCGGAACGCUUGUGUGACCCCAGGUGCAGCGAACACGGCCAAUGCAAGAAUGGGACGUGCGUGUGCAUGGCGGGCUGGAAUGGACGCCAUUGUACCCUCUCGGGAUGCCCUGGGAACUGCCGGAACCGAGGCACGUGCGACGCCGACCAGGAGGGCGUGUGGAAGUGCCUGUGUCAGCCCGGGUGGGACGGACCCGACUGCUCGGCCAUGCUCGAGACCCAGUGCAGCGACGGCGUGGACAACGACAGAGACGGCCUCAUGGACUGCCAGGACCCCGAGUGCUGCACCCACCAAGCCUGCCAGGACUCCCAGCUCUGCGUCAGCCGCUCCACCCCGAUGGACAUCCUCCUCCGCAAGCAGCCUCCAGGAUCGACCGCUUCCUUCUUCGAGAAGAUGCGUUUCCUCAUCGAAGAGGACUCGCUCCAACACUUCUCCGGCGAGUUCAACAAAAGUGUUAUUUGGAACCACUUCCACCCGAGGAGAGCAGCCGUGGUUCGUGGUCGGGUCGUCACGAAGGCUGGGCGUGGCUUGGUCGGCCUUCGCGUCGGGACAAGCAAUAACAACGAAGGCUUCACUCUCACUCGUCGGGACGGCUGGUUCGAUAUCAUGGUCAACGGAGGGGGGGCGGUGGCACUCGACUUCGGCAAACCUCCGUUCACGUCGAAGAAGAUCCGAGUGAUGGUGCCAUGGAACGAGAUGGUGGUCCUUGACGACAUCGUGAUGACCGUGAGCGGUGUCCCCGGACACAACGAUCGUUCGGACGACUACCACGACCACCAGCAGCGGCGCCUCAGCUCGUCGCACUGCCCGCUGCACGACUACGACCUCCUCAAGCCCGUCGUCAUGGCCACAUGGCAGAAUGGCUUCCAAGGGGAGUGCCCCGAGGUGGACGCCAUCCUGGUAGAGGCGCAGGCGGUGCAGGAAUCCGUUCGCAUCCCUGGGACGGGACUUUACCUCGUGUACCACUCUUCAAGGGCCAACGGCUACGAGUCAACGCUGCGCCUCCAGCUGACCCCCGACCGCAUCCCGUCCUCCUUACGCCGCGUCCACCUGCGGAUCGUCCUCGAGGGCAUUCUCUUCCGCAAGGUGUUCGAGGCCGACCCUGCCAUCAAGUUCACCUACGCCUGGAACCGCAUGAACGUGUACAGGCAGAGCGUGUACGGCGUGACUGUGGCUCGCGUGUCGGUGGGCUACGAGCACGAGAAUUGCCCCAAGAUCAUCUGGGAGCAUCAGACGGCGCGGGUGGCAGGGUACGACCUCGCCAUCUCCAGCGUCGGUGGAUUCAACCUGCAUGUGCAUCAUGCUUACAAUUUCCAUCAGGGUAUUCUGCAGAAGGGCGACGGCCAGAACAUCCACCUGGCAGGCCAGCGGCACCUGGUGACGACCCUCCUGGGCACGGGCGAGCAGCGGGAGGUGAACUGCGGCAGCCGCUGCGAGGCGACGGAUCCCUCUACGUCGGCGACUUCAACCUCAUCAGGAGAGUCAAGCCCGACGGCACCGUCAUCACGGUGGCCAAGCUCAACGAGACCCGCGUAUCGUACCGCUACCACGUGGCCGUCUCCCCCUGACGGCUCUGUGUACGUGAGCGAUCCCGAGGCCCACCAGGUGCUGCGUCUGGAGAACACGGAGGGCGUGACGGACCCCUUGCGUAACACCGUCACCGUCGUGGGCUCGGGAC
Molecule: messenger RNA, 2974 nt
Organism: Penaeus monodon (black tiger shrimp)
Lineage: Eukaryota; Metazoa; Arthropoda; Malacostraca; Decapoda; Penaeidae
Product: teneurin-m-like
Biological process (GO): motor neuron axon guidance
Source: RefSeq, a predicted model, not a curated record